Molecule: messenger RNA, 5173 nt
Organism: Cladocopium goreaui
Lineage: Eukaryota; Dinophyceae; Suessiales; Symbiodiniaceae
Source: the annotation of a GenBank genome assembly
GAUCCCGGCGCAGAAUCACAUCAUCGACUUCGGUGUGGUGCGCCCCGACUGGCCCGGAAUAUGCUGCACGUGCUUUGUGGGAAAGUUGGCAGUGAAUGACCAGAACGAGGCAGCCAUCGUAGCUGCGGGUGGCAUUCCUCCGCUGAUAGCACUGGUCACAAGUGGCAGCGAUUCUGCCAAGGAAAAUGCUGUAUACGCUUUGGCAAACUUGGCAUGGAAUGAUGAGAACAAGGCAGCCAUUGCAGCUGCGGGUGGCAUUCCUCCGCUGGUAGCACUGAUCACAAGUGGCAGCGAUUCUGCCAAGAAAUAUGCUGCAGGUGCUUUGGCAAACUUGACAGGGAAUAGCCAGAACGAGGCAGCCAUCGCAGCUGCGGGUGGCAUUCCUCCGCUGGUAGCUCUGAUCACACGUGGCAGCGAUUCUGCCAAGGAACACGCUGCACGUGCUUUGCGAAACUUGGCAGUGAAUGACCAGAACGGGGCAGCCAUCGCAGCUGCGGGUGGCAUUCCUCCGCUGGUAGCUCUGAUCACAAGUGGCAGCGAUUCUGCCAAGGAACACGCUGCACGUGCUUUGGGAAACUUGGCAGUGAAUGACCAGAACAGGGCAGCCAUCGUAGCUGCGGGUGGCAUUCCUCCGCUGGUAGCUCUGAUCACAAGUGGCAGCGAUUCUGCCAAGGAACGCGCUGCAGGUGCAGCCAUCGCAGCUGCGGGUGGCAUUCCUCCGCUGGUAACUCUGAUCACAAGUGGCAGCGAUUCUGCCAAGGUAUAUGCUGCAGCUGCUUUGGGGAACUUGGCAAGAACUGACCAGAACAGGGCAGCCAUCGUAUAUGCUGCAGCUGCUUUGGGGAACUUGGCAAGAACUGACCAGAACAGGGCAGCCAUCGCAGCUGCGGGUGGCAUUCCUCCGCUGAUAGCACUGGUCACAAGUGGCAGCGAUUCUGCCAAGGAAAAUGCUGCACUUGCUUUGGGAAGCUUGGCAACAAAUGACCAGAACAGGGCAGCCAUCAUGGCAGCCGGCGGAGUCCAAGCUAUUCAGGAGAUGGCCAAAGAUGGCAAGAUGCUGGUGCACCGACAGGUGGCGCAGGAAGCUCUGAAGCAUUUUCCCCGCGAGUCCGACUCUGCAGAGGGCGGCGAUCCGGCGACAAAGCCGAGCACUAUUGUCUCCGCGGAGAAGCUUCGGGGUGAGAUCAGGACGCUGGAAUCUGGAAACGAAGAGCUGAAGGCCAAAGCAGCUGAGAAGCUCGGAACUUGGGCAGCCGUUUCGGAUGAGAACAGAGUCGCCAUCAGCAGAGAAGGUGGAGCUGAGGCAUUGGUGGCUUUGCUGGUGACUGGCAGCGAUGAUGCCAAAUGGCAUGCUGCCAGGGCCUUACGAAAUCUCGCAAAUAAUUUUGAGGCCAAGGACGUCAUCCUGAAGGCCGGUGGGAUUGCCACAUUGGAGCCUCUUGUGAGGCACGGGAAAGGGAAGGUGAAAGAGGCUGCGGAUGAGGCUUUGAAAAUUCUGUCUCAAAAGCAGGAAACCAAGUCCAUCCAGGCUACAGGACACGGAAAGAUUGCAGAAGCAGGAGACAAAAUUCCAACUGGGGAAGGCGCUCGGGUGGCCAUGUUUUCUGCCAGAUUCGAUGGAGGCCCGAUUGAACAGAAAAUCCGCAAAGUGUUCCAGAUUCUUUGCGCCCGAAAGUAUGAUAUCCUGAUGGUGACUGCAGAUGCUGGCCAAAGCUUCGGGGAUUUGACCACCAAAUACCUGGGGCGGCUGCGCAAAGAAAAUGGCACCAUGAUUGCUGUGUGUACCAAGCACUACGGCGAGAUGACUGCUUCUGCUUAUUCCUCCCACAAGGAGCUGAAGUUUGCUCUGGAUUACGAGAAGUUUGUGACAGUGUUGCCGCUGAGGGUGGAUGACACGUACCCGCCAGAGCCACCAGGUAACACGGCUCGCUGGGAGUUUAGCCUUAUUCUGGAAGUGGGCGAUCAAGAAUUCCUUGCAGAGGUGUGGCAUGAUGCGAUGGUAAAAGGAGACGGAAGCUCGGAUGGAUCAGUUGAUCCUUUUGAGUCGGACAAACUCACUGCCAAAGCAUCUCGCAUGGUCCCGUGGCACAGCUUGGUGUCGGCCAGUCGCGCGAGUGAGGAGGACUUGGAGCCGGAUGCAGUGCCGGAGGCAGUGCCAGAGGCCGAUGGGUAUGGCUUUGCAUGUUCGCGAGGUGAAUUGGCAGAUCUCCAAUUAGCCUCGCUGCUGAGCAUCGACUUCAGCCCCUGGCAGCAGAAAUAUGCGGUGCAGAUGGACAGCCCUUGGGCCUUUGGGAAACCUGGGAACAGUGGACGUCUCCUUCAAACAGGCCAUCCUGGUGGCCCUGCGGACGCUCCCUCCACCCGUGGGAUCAGCUUCACCCAGCCAGGCGCUACGGCAGCAGGAGCCGAGGCAGUGGAGGACGACAAGGGCGCGGUGAUCGCGGAGAUUCUCAAGGCGACGGCGUGGCCACGGCCGUCGCUGCCGGCCACGGAGCAGUUCAUCCGCUUCUCGCCCUUGCCGCUUGGCGCUGGGAAUUUGAGGAAGACGCUCCCAGCGCGGCUCAGCCUUUCGGGGCUUGGCUUCCGGAGAGUUCUGGCCUGCUCCACCCUGCCACGGGGUACCAUCAGCUUGCCACCGGGACUGACGGACUUCAACCUCAGCAUCACAUUGCACGACUUCUUCCUGGGUCUUCCAGUGUCGGCCUCUUCAGUGGCUGACCGCAAGCUCUGGACCGUCUUCGAGCCCUUGGCGGGAGCCAACGAGGCAUCCUGCACCAAGAGUUGCGAGGAGAACUUGGAUUGCUUGACCUCCUUUCCAGGAUAUCAUGGAUGUUUUGAGGCUUACAACAACCACAGCCACCACGAAGCAACUGCUGCCUCCAGUGGUAUAGCCUUGGCGGCCGGGAAUCGCACGCUGCGGGGGCAGCUGGCAGGGUGCAGGUUGCUGACCCCCAACGUCUCCAAUGGCAUCGAAUCCAGUGUUGCUUCCUGCACGGCACCGACGCUGGUACGCUUUCUAGAGAUCACGCUCCGGAUCCCAGCGCGGAAUCGCAUCGACUUCGGCGUGGUGCUCCCCGACUGGCUCGAAGCCAGUGAUCGUGAGAAGGAGGAGGCUGCAAAAAUUUUGGCAAACUUGGCAGUGAAUGAUGAGAACAAAGCAGCCAUUGCAGCUGCCGGUGGCAUUCCUCCGCUGGUGGCACUGGUUACCCGUGGCAGCGAUUCUGCCAAGAAAUAUGCUGCACGUGCUUUGGGAAACUUGGCAAGCAAUAAUGACCAGAACAAGGCAGCCAUCGCAGCUGCUGGUGGCAUUCCUCCGCUGGUAGCGCUUGUCACAAGUGGCAACGAUUCUGCCAAGGAAUAUGCUGCAGCUGCUUUGGGAAACUUGGCAACGAAUGACCAGAACAAGGCAGCCAUCGCAGCUGCCGGUGGCAUUCCUCCGCUGGUAGCGCUGGUCACAAGUGGCAGCGACUCUGCGAAGCAAGAUGCUGCACGUGCUUUGGGAAAGUUGGCAACAAGAAUUGACCAGAACAAGGCAACCAUCGCAGCUGCGGGUGGCAUUCCUCCGCUGGUAGCCCUGGUCACAAGUGGCAGCGACUCUGCGAAGCAAGAUGCUGCACGUGCUUUGGCAAACUUGGCAACGAAUGACCAGAACGAGGCAGCCAUCGUAGCUGCGGGUGGCAUCCCUCCGCUGGUGGCACUGGUCACAAGUGGCAGCGAUUCUGCGAAGCAAGAUGCUGCACGUGCUUUGAGAAACUUGGCAACGAAUGACCAGAACGAGGCAGCCAUCGCAGCUGCCGGUGGCAUUCCUCCGCUGGUAGCCCUGGUCACAAGUGGCAGCGAUUCUGCGAAGCAAGAUGCUGCACGUGUUUUGGGAAACUUGGCAUCGAAUGACCAGAACGAGGCAGCCAUCGCAGCUGCGGGUGGCAUUCCUCCGCUGGUUGCACUGGUCACAUGUGGCAGCGAUUCUGCCAAGGCACAUGCUGCACGUGCUUUGGGAAACUUGGCAUCGAAGAAUGACCAGAACAAGGCAGCCAUCGCAGCUGCGGGUGGCAUUCCUCCGCUGGUAGCACUGGUCACAAGUGGCAGCGAUUCUGCCAAGGAAUAUGCUGCACGUGCCUUGGGAAACUUGGCAUCGAAGAAUGACCAGAACAAGGCAGCCAUCAUGGCAGCCGGCGGAGUCCAAGCUCUUCAGGAGAUGGCCAAAGAUGGCAAGGUGCUGGUGCACCGACAGAUGGCGCAGGGAGCUCUGAAGCAUUUACCCCGCGAGUCCGACUCUGCAGAAGGCGGCACCAAGCUUGGCAGCGAUCCGGCGACAAAGCCGAGCACUAUUGUCUCCGCGGAGAAGCUUCGGGGUGAGAUCAGGACGCUGGAAUCUGGAAACCAAGAGCUGAAGGCCAAAGCAGCCGAGCAGCUCGGAACUUGGGCAGCCGUUUCGGAUGAGAAUAGAGUGGCCAUCAGCAGAGAAGGUGGAGCUGAGGCAUUGGUGGCUUUACUGGUGACCGGCAGCGAUGAUGCCAAAUGGCAUGCUGCCAGGGCCUUACGAAAUCUCGCAAACAAUUGUGAGGCCAAGGAGGUCAUCUUGAAGGCCGGUGGGAUUGCCACAUUGGAGCCUGUUGUGAGGCACGGGAAAGGGAAGGUAAAAGAGGCUGCGGAUGAGGCUUUGAAACUUCUGUCUCAAAAGCAGGAAACCAAGUCCAUCCAGGCUACAGGACACGGAAGGAAAAUCCGCAAAGUGUUCCAGAUUCUAUGUGACCGAAAAUAUGAUAUCCUCAUGGUGGCUGCAGAUGCUGGCCAAAGCUUCGGGGAUUUGACCACCAAAUACCUGGGGCGGCUGCACAAAGAAAACGGCACCAUGAUUGCUGUGUGUACCGAGCACUACGGCGAGAUGACUGCUUCUGCUUAUUCCUCCCACAAGGAGCUGAAGUUUGCCCUGGAUUACGAGAAAUUUGUGACAGUCUUGCCGCUCAGGGUGGAUGACACGUACCCACCAGAGCCACCAGGUGGGCCCGGUCACGCGUAUGACAAAGAGUACCUUGCUCGAGGAUAUAUUCUGAGUGUCUUCAAGCCGAGCGUUGUGUUCCUGGAAUGCCGGGAAAAAUCGGAAAUAGAAAUCGCCGCACAAAUUGCCAAUGUCCUCCAAAGGCACAAAGUGGGCAAGGACGGCUCAAGUUGA